AUGUCUUCUUCGACAGACACCCCUGAUCCGUCGGCCAUGUCGACGGCCCCCACCACCACCGCCUCUUCCUCGUCUGCCGCCUCCACCCCCUCGCCCUCCACCUCCAGCGCAACCACCGCCCCCGCCUCGAGCCAACGCCGUCCCCAGCGCAAGAGCAACCUGACGCAGCAGCAGAAGAACAACAAGCGUCAGCGCGCCACCCAGGAUCAGCUCGUCACCCUCGAGAUGGAGUUCAACAAGAAUCCCACCCCCACUGCCGCCACCCGCGAACGCAUUGCCCAGGAAAUCAACAUGACCGAGCGCUCCGUGCAGAUUUGGUUCCAGAACAGGCGCGCCAAGAUCAAGAUGCUCGCGAAGAAAAGCAUCGAGACCGGUGAAGGCUGCGACUCCAUUCCUGAGUCGAUGCGCCAGUAUCUGGCCAUGCAAUUCGAUCCGAAUAAACCCGGCGCACGAGACCCGUUUGGUCGCACGGGGGCUUUCGGUCCCAAUGGCGCGUAUCCCCACGACUCGGCCCCCUCUGGCAAAGUUGUGAUUCACCAUUUCACCUGCCGCUCUUUGACCAUCGGUAGCUGGCGCCGCAUUGGACAGAACGCGAUGGACCUGGUGGUUUUCUACUCUCCCGAGAAGGCUUGCAUGACCUACUACAUCAACAAUGACUCCGCCGGCUACAAAAUUGAGUACCCGUUUGCCUACAUCAAGAACAUCACGCUGGAAUCGGGCGAUCAGACGGCACAGCCCAACGGAGCGCCCCCGCGCCCGGGCGGUCUCAUCGUUGAAUUGAACCGCCCGCCGCUCUUCUACAUGGAUUCCUCCAACUCCGGUGGCUUCUACCAGUGCGGCGACUUCACCGAGGACCAGCAGGCCAGCCAGCUGUUGGUGCACCAUCUCGGCGGCCACCCCAAGGUCCUGAGCGUCCAGCUGGCCAAGCUGGUCUCGUUGGAGUCGUUCCAGAACCGUCUGGCCUACAACAACUUCGCCAUGAGUGCGCCCAUGUCCCCGCCUUUUAUCCAGCGGCCCGCCUCCCAGCCGAAUCAAUUUGCCCCGGCGUUUGUGGGCAUGUAUGCGGAGAACCCCGCGACGCUGAGUCUGCAGCAGGCGGCGCGCGGACACAAGCGCCAACGCAGCCGUUCGGUGCCCGUUGCCGUCGACUUCUCGGCCAUGCAGACCCCCAUGUCGUACCACAUGCAGAACCCGUCGCAGUUUAGCCAGCCAGAUUCGGGUAUCUUUGCCCCUGUUCCGCAGUCGACCCAUCCCCUGGCGGUGAACCUGCGCAUCGAUACGUCGGCCCCCUACGGCUUCGACCCGCGCGGCCAUCCCAUGUCGGCGGCCACCACGAACUCACCCUCGGACUUUGCCAGUCCCUCGCUCUUCUCGACGGGGCCUCCGGGCGAAUCCACGCCGGUCGCCACGAACAUCCACCCACAAUUCAACAUGCCAUUUGUGUCCCCGCCGGUGGACUCGUCUACGCUCGCCACCCAGGCCGCGUCGCCGUACUCCACAGUCAGCCACGCGGACCCCAUGAUUGCCGACCAGUCCCCUCCCAUGACCAACAUGCAUGCGUCGCAGGAGAUGUACGGCCUGAGCAACGAGCAUCAACCCCAUUUUGCGGACGAGAACAUGUCCAUGAGCGGCAUGUUCCCCAAGCACAACAUGAACUUCUCGGUACCCACCACCAUGGACGUCGGAGGCAACACCUUUGAUCUUCCCAUUCAGACCCUGUCCAACCACCCGUCCCCGGGGGUUCAGGGUGACUACCAAAGCAUGACUCCGCUGGAGAAUGUUGAUCCCAACACGCUGGCUCCUGGGGCGUGA
Messenger RNA from Aspergillus terreus NIH2624, 1812 nucleotides. RefSeq names its product homeobox domain-containing protein. The record is from RefSeq and is a predicted model, not a curated record. Gene Ontology annotation, biological process: regulation of transcription by RNA polymerase II; cell differentiation. Gene Ontology annotation, molecular function: RNA polymerase II cis-regulatory region sequence-specific DNA binding; DNA-binding transcription factor activity, RNA polymerase II-specific. Lineage: Eukaryota; Fungi; Ascomycota; Eurotiomycetes; Eurotiales; Aspergillaceae. The transcript is spliced from 3 exons. The coding region runs from base 1 to 1812 and encodes 603 amino acids.